AUGUAUCUUGGGCCCGUCGUGGUGGUGUUACUCUUCGAACGUCUUGUAUCGACCAUGAAAUAUUAUUCAAAGAUGAGUUCAUCAACUAACUCUGGAGCAGCAUACCCUCCCCCACCUUGUUCUACAGCGCCGGGUCCUUAUCAUGUGCAGGCUCCACCACCUGCUGGUUAUCCAACAAGAGAUGCCCCAAAUCCCCAUGGACAUGGAGCUGUAGAAACAAAGUCAAAAGGUGAUGGCUUCUGGAAGGGAUGUUGUGCUGCCUUGUGCUGCUGUUGCGCUUUGGAUGCCUGUUUUUGAGCAUCAUCCAGGAGAUUCUUGAAUUGAGAGCCCAAUAAUCACAUAUAUCUUUCAUUUGUGAACUCUAUUUUACACACA
Molecule: messenger RNA, 375 nt
Organism: Prunus avium (sweet cherry)
Lineage: Eukaryota; Viridiplantae; Streptophyta; Magnoliopsida; Rosales; Rosaceae
Source: RefSeq, a predicted model, not a curated record